Molecule: messenger RNA, 2069 nt
Organism: Populus euphratica (Euphrates poplar)
Lineage: Eukaryota; Viridiplantae; Streptophyta; Magnoliopsida; Malpighiales; Salicaceae
Exons: 7
Coding region: 417-1739 (440 amino acids)
Source: RefSeq, a predicted model, not a curated record
UUUAUAGUGCUUUCAAGUCGUUGUUUCUUCUCUGUCUUUGUCCUCGAUCGGUGCAGCUCCAUAGGAACAAAACGAAAGAUUUAACACUAACAUAUAUGUAUUACUCUUCUUUCUGAAUUUGUAUCUGAAUUCAAUGUAAGCAAUGAUGAACUUGAUAGUGAAUUUUUAAGACAGGGAGCAGGCCUCUACAUAUGCAGGUUAAUUAACCAUCUCCACCAACCUUCCUUCUCGCCAUAAAGACCCCAGAAAGAGAGAGAGAGUCAUUUUCCAUUACCUGUUCUGGUUUCCGUGUGGGUUUGGUGCAAGUGAUUAGAUUAAUUUGUUACUAAACUACUAUUAUUUUUGUUUUUUCGAGUAAUGGUCUGUUAGUCCCCCUCAGUCUCCUUCUGUGUUUCUUUCUUGGCACUGAAAGAAACAUGGGUUUUGUGGUGAAUAAGAGAGGGUUUCUAGCUCCUCUUCCUCCUCUUGUUCUAGCUCUUAUCUUUGUCCAAAGUUUUACUGUUGGUGUGUCAGCCCUAAAUUACACAAAUUAUAGACAAAUCAGUGGCAUGAGACUUGAAAGGAUUCAGAGGCACUUGGACAAGAUUAACAAGCCUCCAGUCAUGACCAUAGAGAGCCCAGAUGGAGAUAUCAUAGACUGUGUUCAUAAAAGAAAACAGCCUGCUUUAGAUCACCCUCUUUUAAAGAAUCACAAGAUCCAGAGAGAGCCCCCAGAAAUGCCUAGAGUGAAAGCGUUGAAAGAGGAUGAUGAGUUGAGAUCAGAAAGAACAAAGAAGAGCAAUGAAGCAGAAGGCGUGAGAGGUUCAUGGCAAAUGUGGCACCGGAAUGGGACAAGGUGCCCGCAGGGCACUGUUCCUAUUCGUCGGAGCACAGUUCAUGAUGUGCUGAGAGCCAAGUCUUUGUUUGAUUUUGGCAAGAAACAACGAAGAUCAAUCUCUCUUGCUAGACACAUGGAUGCACCUGAUGUAGUUAGUGGCAAUGGACAUGAGCAUGCAAUUGCCUACACUGGAUCAUCACAAGAGGUGUAUGGAGCCAAGGCAACCAUUAACGUGUGGGGUCCAACAAUCCAAGUGGCCAAUGAGUUCAGUCUAUCACAGAUCUGGAUUCUCUCGGGAUCGUUCGACGGUUCUGAUCUCAACAGCAUAGAAGCUGGAUGGCAGGUCAGUCCGGAGCUUUAUGGUGACAGCAGGCCCAGAUUGUUUACUUAUUGGACGAGCGAUUCAUAUCAAGCAACAGGGUGCUACAACCUUCUUUGUGCAGGAUUUGUGCAAACCCAUAACAGAAUAGCCAUUGGAGCUGCCAUUUCUCCUGUAUCAUCAUACACAGGCAACCAAUAUGAUAUCAGCAUCCUCGUUUGGAAGGAUCCAAAGCUAGGUAAUUGGUGGAUGAGUUUUGGUGACAACACCCUAGUAGGAUACUGGCCAGCUGAGCUAUUUACACACCUAGCAAAGCAUGCCACCAUGGUGGAGUGGGGCGGCGAGGUGGUGAACUCAAGGGCCAACGGCAAGCACACAUCGACACACAUGGGGUCGGGCCAUUUCGCAGAGGAUGGGUUCGGAAAAGCAAGCUAUUUUCGGAACCUAGAGAUUGUAGACUCUGAUAACAGCCUCAGUUCAGCCCGAAGUAUCUCAACCCUAGCUGAAAACACCAAUUGUUACAACAUCCAAAGCUCCUACAGCAAUGAAUGGGGCACACACUUCUAUUAUGGUGGCCCUGGGAACAAUCCACGGUGCCCAUGAUUAUGCUCUUCUUCGUCAUCGUCAAGAAUUGAAGAUAUAAUUUCUAGGUCCACGUAAAUCUCGAGUUCUGUCAAAUUCUUUAAAUAUGUAAUUAUGUUCAUGCUAUUUCCAUUCUUGUUUCUGCCAUGUUUCCCAAGUUUUUGGAUGUAUUGUUAUGAGGAAGGAACGUGUUGGUUCGUAAAAUGGGAAAAGUGACAUAGCAUAAACAGGCAUGGAAAUAGCUGUAUUUUAGCCAGGUAUCUCUUAUGCCAAUUUUUAUUUGAUUGUAUGAAAAUCAACCUUAUAAUCAUUUUCUUGGGUUAAAAAAUUGCUAGAGGUAUAUUUUUAUUA